Molecule: messenger RNA, 5306 nt
Organism: Branchiostoma belcheri (Belcher's lancelet)
Lineage: Eukaryota; Metazoa; Chordata; Leptocardii; Amphioxiformes; Branchiostomatidae
Exons: 5
Coding region: 1151-4963 (1270 amino acids)
Molecular function (GO): [protein-PII] uridylyltransferase activity; protein binding
Source: RefSeq, a predicted model, not a curated record
GCGCGCGUGUGUGUAUACUGUCUCAGUUAUAACGACAGGGCCCCAGGUCAGCGAGAUAUUGUUAUUUUCAAGUAGCAACGCUUUCUACCACUCGACGGGGUUCAAAGGUGAAGCAAACAUGACCUUUUAACAAGACGUGUGACCAAUGGUAAUAAUUAGCUACGUGUACGUGCGAGUCAGCACGUCAGCAGAACAUACUGCCUCAGCGCGAAAUCAGGUCAACGUUGCAGAAUUUUCUCCCUUGCAUGACAUAUCUUUUCCGACAAAACAUUUGAAAACUAUAGAUGUCAUCCUUAUAUACGUGAACACGUAAUAAAACUUUUUUUACCGAAGUGCUAGGCACAUUACGUUCCGGAUUUUAUUUCGCGCAGGCGUAGUACGUUCUGCUGGUGUGUUGUACCAGUCAUCGUUGGCAUGGCAUCACGUGACAUUCUCAUCCGCCAAUGAGGACUGCCUGAUUCCAAGACGUCAUGGAAUGUAUCUCCCUAGCACUAGCACGUCAGUAGAACGUACUGAGUGAAAUCACUGUUUCUGUUGCAUGUUUGCAUAUCUUUUUCCGACACAAUAUUUGAAAAAGAUGCCAUUCUUAAUUUAAAUAUGCGAACAAUAAUUUAAACGACACGUUCUGUAAAAGUACUAUGCACGUUACUUUCUGGGUUAAGCGCAGGCGCAGUACGUUCUGCCGACGUGCUACCAGCACUUGUCUUUAUAUUUACACUAGCCUGUUCCAAAGUCUAGGAUGUAGUAAUGUGUGGGAGGUAGCUUAUGAACGUGUUUAUUUCAUUCGUUGCCACAAUAUGGAGACCUUUACUGCUUUACUACUACUACUUUACUCUAUAACAAUGAAAAAUAUACCACUGACAAUAAACUUUUGUAAUAUUUCCUUGCCUCUUCACCAGCAUUAACUGUCUGUGGACCAGAUGACAGCUAGAGUGAAAGCGGAGGCUGUGAGAGGCGGCGCCCGUCGUCAUGUCGCAAAAAUGGGUGUGGGGCCACCCAAUCCUGAAGCUUGCUUGAAUAGGCAUGAUGGGAAUAGAUCUGUCUAGCUAGUUAGGUCCUUUUUGCACCAGACGUCUGUGGAAUUUACCUAACAGAUCACGACGGAUUGAAUUCCGUUUUAAAGUAGUAUCAAAAGACCAUAUCCGGAAUAAUGAGUGAGCUUACGCUAGAAGAUCGUGAGGCUUUGGUGAUUUUUGCUGAUGUUUUUGGCGUAAAUGAAGGGACGGUGAGUGAGGGUCCAGAUGCUUUUCUUCUUGCACUCUGGGAGAGAGUGAGAGGGAUACUAGGCGAUGGGCCGAAUGAGUAUAUGGAUUGGAUCAAGGAUGCACUCUCACAAGUGAUACCCGGGGCUGCGCCCUUAGCAGAGACGAGGUUCUUAAAUUUAGAAGUGGUUGAAGAAUUUACUGAAUUGGACAAGAUGUUUGAAAGUGGGUUGCAUCUUGUUGCCGUAAAGAAUGGAUACGGACGCAAGUUGAUUGAAGCUAUAAGUAGAAAAGACUGGGUCUUUGAGCGUGAGGCAUUGAAAGGUCUUGGGGAUGUGUACUUAGAAGAAGCAAAGAUGAAUAGGAAUAAGUUAGAUAACUUCAACAAGGCAUGUGCAUUUUAUAAUGAACUCUUACGAUGGUGUCAAAGUCAAGAGGAGAGAGAGGUUGCUUUACAUCGCAUCAAGUAUGCCGAGAAAUGUACGAAACUAGUCCACAGUCAGAUGUGUAAGAAAGAGACCCAAAUAGCCGAACCUACAUUCUUUGCAUCGGUGUCACUUUUCAUAGUAGAAGUGAUCGUGGAGAAGAUGAAAGGAAAGGGUGGAAUGGACUUAGUUGGAGGGUAUACAGGGUCCUUUGUUAGAGCAGUCAUAGUUGGAAAUAAGCGCCUGCAAGCAGAAUCUUUGAAGAGCCUCGGUGAUCUGUACUUUGAGAAGGGAAGAAAUGGCAAGGACCACACGACAUUGAGCAAAGCACAUGGUCUUUAUGGAGGAGCCUUGAAACGAUGCGACGAUUCAGAUGGCAGAGAAACACUGAAGCACCGCAUGAGAUACACAGAGAAAUUCCAAAGAAAGUUGGAAAAGGAGCACAAAGAGUUGGAUGAAGCUGGAAAAGCUACGCAUGAUGACAACCUCGAGUCUUUAGCUACCGCUUCACAUCAAACAGAUAGUGACAUCGCGGGCCAUGACCAGAGGGAAAGAGGAGGAAUGAAUGCAGAACAGGGCAACUGUAUCGAAGAAAGUAUAAGCACCAAACGACAGGAAGAAAUCAACAUAUUAGAAACCAACAGUACAUACAAUAGACACCUUCAGGAGGGUUGCAGGGCCCUGCAGGAAGGAGACCUGGAUCAAGCGGAACAAAGCUUUGCAGCUGCGCUCAAGUCUGUUCAUGUGAAGGAAUUGAACACAGAUGAAAAUUGGAAAGAGGCAGAGCCCCUGCACAAGUUGAGCGAUGUCUACCUGAAGAGAGGAAUGCAGUCAAAAGACGGGGGAGAUUUCACCAAGGCCGCAGCGCUUUGUCAUGCAGCACUUGCUAGAUCGGCUAAAUUAAAGAAAGUAGACAAAGAGGGAAUCAAACACACAAUCCUAGAAAUAACCAAAUCAUUUCUUAAGGGAGUGCUGAAUAUCGGGCAGGCAGUGGACAUCGAUGACGCAGAGAAACACAAAUCGAUGUUGACAGAAGAUCGGGACUUUGUCGAAAAAGAAAUGAAACGAAUCGAGCUAGAGGUGGACCCGUACAGUCUUGAAAAAGAUGACCCAAAGUUACGAGAAACAGAGAAAGCCAGAGUGAAAGCAAUCCAAGCAUUGUUUCAGACAAUAGCCCAACAGCGAAAAAUGUUCAUAACGUCUCUUGUAGAUGAGUGUAUAGAGGCAAUGGGUCCCCCUCCCUGUAAGUACGCCAUGGUAGGCCUGGGUUCACAAGCCACAGGGUUAGUAACCCCGUACUCUGAUGUAGAGUUCGCCAUUUUAAUUGAGAAGGAAACGGACAACAAUAUCGAGUAUUUCCGUAACCUCACUCAUUACCUGCAUCUCAAAGUGAUCAAUCUUGGAGAAACCAUUCUCCCGGCCAUGGCCAUUCAGUCCCUGAACGAUUUCCACUCUGACGACCCACUUGACGACUGGUACUAUGACUCCGUAACGCCCCAUGGGUUUUCGUUCGACGGAGCCAUGCCAAAAGCAUGUAAGACUCCACUUGGCAGAGGCAAGGCGUGCGAACUCAUCCGCACACCGGCCAAGAUGACUGAAGUUCUGACCAAGGACAUAACGACAUAUCUAAAGGAAGGCUACCAUCUUGCUACUGUAUUGGGAAAUGUGUGUUUGAUCACGGGUGAACAGGACUUGGUCGAUGAGUAUACCGCUUUAUGGUCACAGGCGCUACAAGGAAAUGAUGGGAAAGUUUCCUUGUUGAAGGCUACAAUGGAAGAGAAUGCUACAAAGUUUUCAAUGCAAGUCCCAAGUGACCAGCUGUUGAAUGUAAAGAAAGAAAUCUAUCGAUUUUCAAGUCUCGCGGUGUACUGUUUGGCACUAUUUCAUGACAUACAGUUGACCACAAUCUGGGACACCGUAGAGCAGCUACACAGACACGGGGUUGUCGAUAGCGAGAAUGCACAUCACCUGAUGGUGAUGGUCAGUAUCUCAGCAGAACUGAGACUACGGACCUACAUGAACAACCGUGGUCAAGUGGAAAACAUGUCAGCUUUAUCGUCAAUGGCAACAGACGCAGACUUUGAGGAGACAUUGAGAGUGUUCUAUUUCUCAAAUAGAAAACAGCUCAUGAGAUACUAUUACACAGCAAAACCUUUUCAGGACUUUAUUGCACAACUAGGCAACAGUCAGCCACCUAAAGAGAUGCCGAAUCUAUUCGACAAUUCAUUUAAAAUGAGAGCAAAAAUUUUCAAAAAUCUGUGUGCUUACAAAGAAUCAAAGGAUUGCAUGGUACUGGCACUUGACGAGAUUUUGUCAGGGACAGAUGUUGCACAUGCCGCGGAUGAUGAAAUCAAUGACACCGCACCGGAAGUCGCCAAUUUAAUGAACACGUUGGGUAUCGCCUUUCAAGAUCUUGGUGAUCACAGAAAGGCUGCCGUCUAUUUUGAAGGGUCGCUAAAUCUGGACAGGAAAUUGAGCGAACUCUUAGGUUGGAGCUCUGAAGGAUCCAAAAGAUUAAUUGCUACGGGACUCCAUAACUUAGCUCUCGCCGUGAUGGACCUUCGUGAGUAUGCAAAAGCCGUGAACUAUCUUGAGGAGUCACUAGAAAUGAGGCAAAGUGUCUAUGGCACAAUUGCACAUCAUGACAUUGCUUUGUCACUUCACAACUUGGGUAUCGCCUGGGCGAAACUUGGUGAUUACAGAAAGGCCAUCAGCUAUUUCGAACAGGCAUUACAGAUGAGGGAAAGUAUCUAUCAGACCAAAGAACACCCUAGCAUCACUCGUUCAUACGACAGAUUGGGUUCCACCUAUCGCAAACUAGGUGAUCACAGACAGGCUAUCAACUACCAUGAAAAGUCCCUGAAGAUGAAGCGGAUCAUCUAUGGUCAGGCCACCGUGCAUCCUGACAUUGCAGAGUCAAUUGACUCCUUGGGUCAUGUUUGUAGUGACCUUGGUGAUCACAGAAAGGCCAUCAGCUACUAUCAACUAGCUCUUCAGAUGGAGCGGAGAAUCUAUGGGGAGGAUGCCGCACAUCCUGCCAUGGCCAAUUUACUUAACAACUUGGGUUACGCCUGGGUUGCCCUUGGUGAUCACAGGGAGGCGCUCAGCUAUUUUGAACAAUCACUGCAGAUGUGGCGUAGUUUCCACGGUGAGACCACUGUACAUCAUGACCUUGUAGUUGCAUUAGACAACCUGGGUACCAUGUGGCGCAAACUUGGUGAUGACAGUAAGGCCUGCGGGUAUUUUGUAGAAUCUAUGCGCAUGAAGCGGAGCAUCUAUGGCGAGACCUUCGGAAAUCAGCUGGCAUCGGCUUUCAUGAAAUUUUUCAAAAUGUAGAGUGUAAUGCGGGAUCAAAAACAAUCCGUUGACUGUUGACAACAGUCAAAAUGUGUAAAUCACCGUGUCAUGCAUAGAACACUGCGCGCUUUGACACUGCAGCGACACUUAAAUAUCUUGAACAACGCCCAGAAGGAACUUCGGUUAUCAACUAAGGGAACGUCAUUGACUUCAGUCACUGUAGGUGAGGAAACGUAUCUGCGGUUAAAACACUGAAUACCACUUAACAACUUGGGUUUUAGCUCGAGUGGCCUGGAACACUACAGAGAAAUAUUUGGCCUGUAGACAUACGAGCACUCGAGCAAAUGUCAUGAACUCAUAGCACCUUAUCCGGAUCCCGAAA